Messenger RNA from Musa acuminata subsp. malaccensis (wild Malaysian banana), 814 nucleotides. RefSeq names its product sterol carrier protein 2. The record is from RefSeq and is a predicted model, not a curated record. Lineage: Eukaryota; Viridiplantae; Streptophyta; Magnoliopsida; Zingiberales; Musaceae. Gene Ontology annotation, cellular component: cytosol.
GCCUUUUCCCUAGCUAAGUGGGUACCAAUCUCUACCCGUCAGUCCGUCGCCCCCUACAGCGCCGGUUGGCAAUUCAUCGCCAUCGCAUUUAAUUCCACCCCCUUCCCCUCCGCCUCUCCCUCCCAAUAACAAUUCUACACGCAAACGCAAGCAAAGCAUCCCAUCCCUCUGCCAGCUGCCCACGUCUUCCCUGCGUCUCUGGAUCGGUCGGUCCUUCGAUCGGGGAGGAAUUCGGUAAGUGCGGAAGGAAGAAGAGAUGGAGAGCUCGUUGCAAUCGGCAGGCCUUUUGGAGCAGAUGAAGAUCCAUCUCUCCACCGAUGCCGGCAAGGAGGUCACCAAGAAGAUCGGCCUCGUCUACCAGCUCAACAUCGCUCCAAAGAAGAUUGGGGUGGAUGAGGAGAUCUUUGUCGUCGACCUCAAGCAAGGAAAGGUCACCAAAGGCCCGUAUGAUGGAAAACCAGAUGCGACCUUCUCGUUCACCGAUAAGGAUUUCCUCUCUAUCGCUACAGGAAAGAUGAAUCCGCAGAUUGCAUUCAUUAGGGGAGCUAUGAAGAUCAAGGGUAGUCUAAGUGCAGCGCAGAAGUUCACUCCAGAUAUCUUCCCGAAACCUUCGAAGCUUUAAUUUGGAAGCUCAUUCGUCCUUUUCUCUUUAUGGACAAUAAAAUAACGUCGCCUUUUGAUUUAUGGCCCUGUUAUGGAAGGAUCAGACAUGGAACCAAGUAAUGUUAUAUCAGUAGGUUGAACAUGGAUAGGUUUUGCAUAUUCUUAUGAUCCAUUAAAAGUUUAUUAUUUCCAUUGAUUAUUUCUUCAUAAA